AGGACCAAAAAGAGCGGAGUCAAAUACUAGCGACCCCGGGUCAAGCCUGAUCCCAUCCACACUAAUUGAUCUGUUUUGGUGGAAUCUGAGAACUUUGCUCGCGUGUUUCCCUUCUCACCACGGUAACCGCCUACGUAACAAUACCCUCCCAGUCCGCACCUGCGUGCCUACAGUGAGGAGGACGUAUUUCUGCUCACCUAAGACUUACAUCAGAAAAACCGUCAAGCAGAAAAGCACUGGACCUUAUGCCAUUGCCUACAACCUUCACCGUAAAGACAUGUAGCUGUCUGUUGGGAGGAAACUUUCUUUUUGAUCAAAGUAAACACGCACAGGCAUGUCGAGGAAGUCUACGACGUCCGCGGGUGAGAUGGGGGACCGGAACGCCAACAUUUCCAUGGGGAAUAUCUCCGUUCACCCCCAGUCGGCCUCCUCGAUACGAUCGAAGCGGACGCUGCCGGCCCCUCCGCCCCGUGCCAGGCCGAGUCUGAGAGGAGCAAGACCUUCCCCGAGCCGAGGCAUCCAGUGCCCGGAAGGAUGGCACACGUUCCGCAUGGCUGCGGUAGACUUCUUCGGGAAGAUGCUGGAUGUCAUCAACACCAGUUUCAACAUCUUCAAGGCCAUCUUGACGAGGCUGCUCUUCAGCCUGCACGCCAUCAUCACCAUCUGGCGCACGGAGGAGAACACUCAGGAGCCGCUCUUCUGGCUCUUCUGUCUCCCGCUGUACUUCCUGCUGGUGGAGGGGGUCAUCACCAUCAAGAAGAGGAAGGGUUUGGAGUGGAAAUGGUAA
Molecule: messenger RNA, 787 nt
Organism: Branchiostoma floridae (Florida lancelet)
Lineage: Eukaryota; Metazoa; Chordata; Leptocardii; Amphioxiformes; Branchiostomatidae
Exons: 2
Coding region: 335-787 (150 amino acids)
Source: RefSeq, a predicted model, not a curated record